This is a messenger RNA of Closterium sp. NIES-65, 3417 nucleotides long. The record is from the annotation of a GenBank genome assembly. Lineage: Eukaryota; Viridiplantae; Streptophyta; Zygnematophyceae; Desmidiales; Closteriaceae.
AUGGUGGACGACGAGAUAAUCUUCCCGGGCCACAUCGACAUGGGUGACAUGGCGGAUCUCAUGGUCGGCGAGGCUGACCUGGACGGCUUUUCCGACGACGAGCUUGACGUGGACGAAUUGGAACGCCGCAUGUGGAAGGACCGCCUCAAGCUGAAGCGGAUCAAAGACUGCCAGAAGAUUAAGGAUGCUCCAGAGGCUCAGGAGAAUAAGGAGGACGAGGAGGAGGACGACGACUUUAAGCCGCGCCAGAAACAGUCGCAGCAGGAUCAGGCUCGCCGCAAAAAGAUGUCGCGAGCGCACGACGGGAUUCUGAAGUACAUGCUGAAGAUGAUGGAAGUCUGCAAGGCCCAGGGUUUCGUGUACGGUAUUAUCCCGGAGAAGGGCAAGCCGGUGGGCGGAAGCUCUGACAACCUGCGCGCGUGGUGGAAGGACCAGGUGCGCUUCGACCGCAACGGGCCCGCCGCCAUCGCGCGCUACAACGCGGAGCAGGCUGUAGCGGCCGGCAAGAAGGACCACCAGCCGGCAGGCCUACUACAGCUCACCACGCCAAACACGCUACAAGAGCUUCAGGAUACGACGCUCGGGUCGCUGCUAUCCGCGUUAAUGCAGCAUUGCGAUCCGCCGCAGCGGAGGUAUCCGUUGGAAAAGGGAAACCCCCCUCCGUGGUGGCCGAGCGGGGACGAGGAUUGGUGGCCGCAGCUGGGGAUGCCACGUGGCAGCGGUCGUCCUCCUUAUAAGAAGCCGCACGAUUUGAAAAAGGCGUGGAAGGUCGGGGUGCUGACGUCGGUGAUAAAGCAUUUGUCGCCGGACAUCGCACGGAUUCGCAAGCUCGUGCGACAGAGCAAGUGUUUGCAGGAUAAGAUGACGGCGAGAGAAAGUGCCACGUGGCUCGCUGUGCUGGAUCAGGAGGAGGCGUCGCUGCUGCACGCGCAGGGGAAGCCGCUUCCGCCGGGCGCGGCGGAAUACGACCCCUUCCGCGUCGACCUUCCGCCCUUCGUCUCCGCGAACGGCGGCGUGGGAUGCGGUGACUACCUCGCCGGAGCGCUGCAGGCACUUCAGCAGCAACAGCAGCAGCAGCGAAGCGCUGCAGCGGAAGGGGCGACUGCCGGGAAACCCCCCGCUGUGGGCGCCGCCGGCGUCGGCGGAAAGCCCGCCGCCACCAUGAAAACCGAGCCGCUGUCGUGGAUGCCGGCGGUGACGAAUCACAUCCCCGCAAAUCCUGCCGCCACUGACGCGGCUCCGGGUCAGGCGCCGGGGAAUGCCGAAAAGCUGCUAAUCUUAGGGGACAGCAGUGAUGCUGCUGCUGGGAAUCCCGGAGGCGAUGAUGACGUGGCACCGCCAAUUGAGGCGGUGCUUGCGGGGGUUGAGAUACUGCCCGAGCACAGAGUUUUCAUGUGCCCGUUCGACCGCUGCCCGCGGCACUUGUGGCGCAACGCGUUUUCCGACCGCGCCUCGCGAAACCUUCACCAAGCGAACUGCGCGUUCCGCCCUAGCGGCAAGGGGGAGGGGGAUUCCGCCGGUUCCGCGGAAGCCAGCGGUGGCGCAAACGGCAGAAAGAGUGGCGCUGCUGGGGGAAAUUCGCGCGCUGACGUUGGCGGGAGCGCAACUGCUGCCGCCGCCGCUGCCGCCGUCGUCUCUGCAAAGACUGUUGCUGCUGCGGCUGCUACAGCUGCUACAGCCGGUACUCCGAAGAAAGCAACGGCCGGAAACGCGCCUGCUCCUGCCACGUCAGCGAUAUCCUCCGCGCCGCCAGCCGCUGCCGCGAAGGCAUCAGGCGGACCGGGCAAGGCUAGAAACGCUUCUGCUGCUGCGUCUGCCGCCGCUUCUGCCGCCGCAUCAGCCGCUGCUGCUGUUAACCCCACGUCAGCUUCCACAAUGUUCCCUGGAAGCUUCGUCCCGCACAUGCCACGUCAGCAUCCAGGCGCGCCCGAGGGCAGGGCGCCUUUCCUGCCACCCCACCACCUGCGCCACGCGUCCCUGCUCAGGCAGGGAAGCUUCCCAGGAGAUGCCUACCACCCGGGGGGUCCCGGAAAUAUGAUGGGCAUGGGCGCAGGUAACAUGAUGGGGGGAAUUCCCCCCUCUCAUCCGCCCAUCAUGGGCCCUCCACCUCCCGCUCCGCCGCUCCCGUACCCCGCGGCGCUGGGCCUGCCAGCUCACGCAUCAGGGUAUCCUGACGUGUACGGGGGUAUGUAUGGGCAUAUGAUGGGCAUGGGAGGGGGGCACAUGGGGAUGGGGGGACCGCAUGGGAUGGGGCCGUAUGGGAUGCCUCCGCCGCCACAUCACUAUGCGGGGAUGAUGAUGGCCGCUGCGGCCGCCGCCGCCGCUGCUAAUGCUAAUGCUGGUGGUGCUGCGAAUGGUGCUAACGGUGCUGUCUCUGCCUCUGCUGCUGCUGCUGCGAGGGGAGGUAUGGCACGAGCUGGCAACGCUUCUGGUGGGGUUGGGGAGGAGGCGUUUCGGGAAGUGAUGCUGCAAGGACAGGCGAUGCAGCAGCAGAGAAGGAACGACGCAAAGCAGCAGCAGCAGCAGGGGUUUUUGCAGGGAAGAGCCGACUCUCAGGAGCAGGGAGUGCAGGGAGAGGAGCAAAACGAGGGCAGCAGCAACGCUCGCUCUGCUUCCUUAAACCCCUUGGCUCGAGUCACUGCCGCGUCUCUCCCUCCCUUCCGCCGCAACUACAGCGAUCAGAACCUUCCGCUGUGCGCGAUCACUGGUGGUGUUGCUAGUGGCGUGGCUGGUGGUAUGGCAUUAGGCGGCAGGGGUGGCGCUACUGCUGCAGGAGGGGGUUCGGGGCGGAGCAACCUCGGCAUGCUUCCUUCCCAGCUGCACCAGCAGCAGCAGCAGCAACAAGAGCAGGAGCAGCAAACAGCGUUUCAAGAGCUUUCUGCUGCCGUGGCUGCUGCAGCUGCUGCUAGCAGCGGCGCCAGUGCUGCCAGUUCUGGCGGCGGAGUGACGGUUGGGGCGAAGCGGAGGGCGUUAUCCGAUGCGGAGGCUGUUCUCGCCAGCAACCCGGACUUUUUCGCCUCGGUCCUCGAAGAUUCAUCGAAUCUGGACGGUAUGAUUCAUCUAGAGGGCAUGCUGCAUCAGCAGCAGCAACCGAGCUUGGGAUCUCCCCAUGAGACUAUUACGGAUGAUGGGGCAGGUCGGGGAGGAGGUUCGGGCCAAGCCGGAGCAGCAGGUUCGGGGAUGAUGUCAUCUAAUGCUAAUGCUAAUGGUAUUGCAAACGGCAAUGGUACUGCCAGUGGUAAUGGUGGGGACGCUGGUGGGGCAGCCGUGGAGCAGAGCGGAGGGGGUCCGGUGGGGAUGGAAGAGGAUGUGGAUGACAGCUUGUUUGGGUUCAGCUUUGGAGCGAUAGGGAAUCAGGACCACAUGAGACUGCUCAACAAUCUCAUGGAUGAGGAAUUGUGCUACUUCGGUGCAUGA